GUCUGUUACAAAAAACGUUUUAAGGGGAAACACAAUUAAAAUUUACUUGUCUUCCGGUGCUUUGUUGAUGAAAUGGUCUCUUCAUUGAAAGGGAAGGUAGCGCUUAUUACUGGCGCCACCUCAGGCAUCGGCAAAGCAUGUGCGAUUGCAUUGGCUGCCGAGGGAUGCUUCGUGUCCGUCACAGGCAGGAACACAGAGGCCUUGAAGGAAGUCACCAAGUUGUGCUACGAUGCUGGGCUUCCUGAAGGCAAGGUAUUUGCAGUUGAUGGAGAUGUUGCCAAAGACGAUGACUGCAAAAAGAUUGUGGACUCCACUGUGGCUCAUUUCAAGAAGCUGGACAUUCUCAUAAACAAUGCAGGGAUUCUUGUGUUGGGUGGAAUUGAAAGCAUCAGCAUGGAAGAUUAUGACAAGCAGAUGGACGUUAAUGUGAAGUCUGUGUUUGUCUUAACCAAGCUUGCUUUGCCGCACAUCAUUGAGACGAAAGGGAACAUCAUCAAUGUGUCGUCUGUUUGUGGGAUUCGAUCGAUUCCAGGAAUGGUGGCGUACAACAUGAGCAAGGCAGCGGUUGACCAGUUUACAAGAAGUGUGGCCCUAGAGGUGGCUGCCCGGGGAGUAAGAGUGAAUUCCGUCAACCCCGGGCUGAUCAUCACCGACAUCCACAGGCGAGCUGGCAUGUCGGAGGAGAACUAUGAGAAGAUGGUAGAAAAUACCAAAAAGAUGUAUCCCCUUGGCCGAGCCGGAGAAGUCGAAGAUGUGACAAAAGCCGUCAUUUAUCUUGCCUCAGAGGAUUCGUCAUUUGUGACGGGCGUAACACUGCCUAUUGACGGCGGGCGGAUAUUGCAGUGCCCUCGCUGAUUGUGGAACAGAUGGAGGAAUCUGUGUGUCAUCCUAGAAAUUGCUUCUUUUGAUGUCUGGACAGGGUUGUGCUAACCAAAGUGGAUAUAAAUUGUAACUAUUAUACUGUUGAUAUAAUUGAUAUGUUAGUUGUUCUUAAUAUUUUUAAACAUUAAAUAUGCAAAAAGUAUUACUAACAUAAGAUUAUAUACAUUUAUAUUAUUCAAGAAUGUGUUGCAGAGCAAACCCUUAAAGACAUUAAUUUAGUGAAAGCUAAGGUUGAUGUUAAAUGAUAUUAUAAAGAACAAAUUUUUUUAUUGAUAAUUAUAAGCUUCCUUGUUUGUUAUCAAACAGUAUUAUUUAAUUGUAAAAGUGUUAUUAUGUUAUUUUCAUUGAAGAUGAUAUUGGUUAUUGAUUCUUUGUAAAAAAAUGAAAUAUGUUGAGUAAAUAUUUGCAUUGUAAAUGG
Penaeus monodon (black tiger shrimp) is the source of this 1300-nucleotide messenger RNA. Its product is annotated as 3-oxoacyl-[acyl-carrier-protein] reductase FabG-like. Lineage: Eukaryota; Metazoa; Arthropoda; Malacostraca; Decapoda; Penaeidae. Bases 73 to 855 code for a protein of 260 amino acids. The record is from RefSeq and is a predicted model, not a curated record. Gene Ontology annotation, molecular function: oxidoreductase activity. The transcript has 6 exons.